GAGAGAGAGAGAGAGAGUUACUGUGUCAUUUAGACACGGGUAUAGUGGUCAUAGACUUCAGAAUAUUGGAGAUCUCUGAAAUCUUCUGUUUUCCUCUACUAAUCAUCGGUACCUUAUACCUGAGUUAACACCUUUUGGGGUAAAUUCUCUUUAUAUCUUUAGCCUGUUCCACAUAUUUACUUGGCCUCAAGUGGAGUUUUGUUUAAUUAACAUUUGCCUCUUUUUAACUUGUAUCUUUAUUUGGUGAAUGAGUCUAUAUCCUUGCUUUCCAUUUGUUUCACGACUUUGUAGAUUCAUCAUGUUCUCUCUCAAACUUCAUCUUUGUAGACCAGUUUUCUUGGGAGGGGAGGGAUAUAGAAGAGCAGGAAAGAAAUUUAUCAGAAAUGUCUGGGAGGCUUUUGCAAACACAGUGGCUCUGCUCACCCCUUUCCUGAGUAUACCAAAACCCUGGCUGGGGAGAUGUGUGUUUUGAGAAUGUCCUCAUACAAUUCUAGUGGUCGGCUCGCUCUAGCCUGUUAACAAUCACUGUGUUGAACUGAAGAACAUUAGACUUUAUUUUUCCUCAUAAGGCACUUCCUUCAUUGCUGCAAUAGCUCACAUUUGAUACUCAGCUGGGAUACCGUUGCCAGUCAUUGUGGGAUUGACCACGUUUGGGGAUUGCAGUGAAAGUUUAGCAGGCAUGAAAUGGAAGAUAGUACUUAACUAUGACUCCUGGGGCUCGUCCGACCUGUGCUGAUGCUAACCAGCCUUCUCCAUUCAUUUCCUCUUCACCUGCUUUACUCCUGGGUUUCCCUGGACAGAGCCCUCAGGUGACUGCAGGCUGGCAGGGAUGGAAAGGGCCAAUGCCACCUCCUUGGAGGGCUUCAUUCUGAUGGGCGUCUCGGACCAUCCCCAGCUGGAGAGGGUCUUUUUUGUAGUCAUCCUCUUCUCAUACUUGUUGACCCUAGUUGGGAACGGAACCAUCAUCCUCCUUUCCAGCCUGGAUGCUCGGCUCCACACACCCAUGUAUUUCUUCCUCAGCAACCUCUCCUCCCUGGACCUUGCCUUUACUACUAGCUCCGUCCCCCAAAUGCUCGUCAACCUGUGGGGGUCAGACAAGACCAUCAGCUAUGGUGGCUGUGUGACCCAACUCUAUGUCUUCCUGUGGCUCGGCGCUACUGAGUGCAUCCUGCUGGUGGUGAUGGCGUUUGACCGCUAUGUCGCCGUGUGCUGGCCCCUGCACUACACCGCCGUCAUGAACCCUCGGCUCUGCUGGCUGCUGGCUGCCAUUGCCUGGUUGGGGGGCUUGGGCAACUCUGGGGUCCAGUCCACAUUCACUGUGCAGCUUCCUCUUUGUGGGAACCGGAGGCUGGACAGCUUCCUGUGUGAAGUGCCCGCCAUGAUCAAAAUGGCCUGUGGAGACACGAGUCUCAAUGAGGCUGUGCUCAAUGGUGUGUGCACCUUCUUCACUGCCGUCCCACUAAGCAUCAUCCUGGUUUCCUACUGCUGCAUCGCGCGGGCAGUGCUGGAGAUCCACUCAGCGGAGGGACGGAGAAAGGCCUUUAACACGUGCCUCUCCCAUCUGCUGGUGGUGCUCCUCUUCUAUGGCUCGGCCAUCUAUGGGUAUCUGCUGCCAGCGAAGACCAGCAGCCAGGACCAGGGCAAAUUCAUUUCUCUCUUCUACUCCGUGGUCACACCCAUGGCGAACCCUCUCAUCUACACUCUGAGGAACAAGGAGGUGAAGGGGGCGCUGAGGAGGCUGCUGGGGAAGGGAAGAGAAGUCAGCUGAAGGCCAGGAAAGCUCCAUCAUGUACCACCUCUUCCUUUCUACAUGCUUUUUCUUAUUUUCUCUCUGGCCAGGUGAGCAUGAGGAGUGCCAACACCAGCGCAAUCUGUUCUUGACAGCACAAAGCUGUUGGUACAUGGUUAGUGUUAUUUCCAGUGUUCUGUAUUUAUUUACCAAAUAUCCUGCUGUGGACCACAGGGAGCAGGGCCGACUCAUGUCACUGAUGGUUCAGAUGUUGUUGACUUAGUACAAACUUAGCUCACUAUCACUGUUGUCCACAUUUUAUUAUAUAUAAUAACUAUCAUUGUAUUUCUAGAGGAUUCUAUACUUCUUCAAAGAAAACAUAACUAUUUGCAGUAUCUUAUACCAUUCCAUAAAAUCAAGCCAAGUAUUACUCAUUCCAAUUGAAAACCCAAGAAAUUCAUCUUUGUAACUUACCAUCAUCUUUGUCCACCUCUUCCUGAUAUUUCAAGUCUGUGUACCCAACUUCCCACCCAUAUAUCCCUCUGUCAUCAUGUUUACCCUCUCUUUAAGGUCUACAUCCCAUUUCCCCUUUUGCCUCAAUCAAUAUUGAAUGAUAAGUGGUAGGAAAAGCCCAUUUUCUUUCAGUUAGUUUUUUUAAAAUCAUUUCCCUACUAAAGUCCCAGCCAUCAGGUUUGUUGACAGCAUUUGGCUAAUAUGGUCAGUGGAUUGUGGAAGAUCUGAGAUUCCUUAAACAAGUUUAAGAGCCCAGGAAAGAUUAUCCCUCAUAAAGCAUCUCCUCUGCCUCAAGAGCUAGUGUUUUACCCCUAACGUUUCUGGAACUCAGCUAUCAGUCCAGCACACCAUACCUCCCCUUGAGGAACUCAGGCAUUGGAAUUAAAAUGCCAGGAUGUGAUUCUAUGCAUUAUCACAGCUGCCAGCGUCCACACCUGCCACCAUGGUUCUUAUACUCUUUCCCCAGGGAGAGAAGCUGGGUUGAUCUGAGGAAGUUGCUUGGCAACUACAUUACCAGAGAAAAGGACAUCAGUAGGUUUUAGGGCUACCUUCUAAAGAGUCUUAUGCCUCCCGGAGCACCGAAACACAUGCCUCUUACACAGUAGAUGCUCAAUAAAUGCUUAGUGAGUUGACCUAAUUAACAAGCCUCAUGAGUCCCCUUUUUUACACUAGGAACUAAAUACUUCAAAUGAACCAUUUUCACGUUCGCCCCUUUGGAGUCAUCCAGUAGCCUGGACAAUGCUGAACAAACCAUGACAAAUUUCCCCCCUUUCCACAUUUCUGUAAUGCCCCCCAAAUACAUCUAGUUAUAUUGUCCCAAUCUGAAUUUGUUUUUCCAGUUACAGAUCAGAGCCAUGACCUAUUUUCUCAGUUCUUUACACAGUAAUACUGAAGUAUGUCUUCAGGACUUGCCAACAUUAUCGUGGUGAAUUCCUCAAAGUCCAGAAUCUUGCAGUCUCAAAAAUUUUAUUUAUCUUCUAUUUUUUGUGACCAUACCCAUAGCAUUGUAAGUCCCCAGGGCAGGGAAUCCAAGCCACAGCUGUGGCAAUGAUGGAUCCUGAUCCCACUGAACUAGGCUGGGGAUCAAACCUAUGCCACUGUGAACAACACUGGAUCCUUAACCCGCUAUGCCACAGCAGGAACUCCCUUAAAAUUUUUACUGAUCAGCACACUCAAAUUAGGUGAAGUUUUAAUUUUUCUUUUCUUUCUUUCUUUUUUUUUUUAGGGCCACACCCUUGGCACCUGAAGUUCCC
Messenger RNA from Sus scrofa (pig), 3495 nucleotides. The record is from RefSeq and is a predicted model, not a curated record. NCBI's taxonomy places the organism in Eukaryota, Metazoa, Chordata, Mammalia, Artiodactyla, Suidae.